GCUAAUGAGGUUGCGGGGAUGGGUUGCGGGCAGUGCGGUGAGGAGGCAGCUGGUCUUCGCAGCCCACAUGCUGCCUGGGAGUGCUGAGGGGCGGCGGUGACCGUGCUGCUGGUCGGGAGCCGGGCGAGAUAAGCUAUCCUUUUGGAUUCAGUAGACAAGAACACUAAACACAAUAUUUUGGAAAGUGAACUCCAGGAUCAAUCAUGUCUAUUAUGGACCAUAAUCCUACCACUGGGGUAGUCACAGUUAUUGUCAUACUUAUUGCUAUCGCAGCCCUUGGUGCCUUAAUUCUGGGUUGCUGGUGUUAUCUACGCUUGCAGAAGAUCAGUCAGUCGGAGGAUGAAGAAAGUAUUGUGGGGGAAGGAGAAACCAAAGAACCUUUUCUUUUGGUUCAGUAUUCGGCAAAAGGUCCUCGAGUUGAGAAAAAAACCAAGCUAACUGCUAAUGGCACUGACGGACACAAUUUUCAGGCAAAUUAGGAGUCUAUCCAGCCGAGAUGCUUCCAAAAAGAAUGGAUACUGUGAAAAUAAUAGAACCACCUCGAUGUUGGAAGUUCUCUAGCCCUGGCUUUCAGACUUUGUCUGGAAGCCACUUACACCGCAUGGCUAAAGUACUCUCCUGCGAUCCUUGCUCUCGAUAACUUUUCCCGUGUAUUUUUCAAACCUUAAGCUAUAUAUCUCCCCUAAAAUGUGAACUGUUCCCAGUCACGUGAACAGUGUAAAUAUGUCAUCUAUUUUUUAUUUUUUACUCGGUCUUGUGAAGUAACAUUUCUGAUAUAACGAAAACCACAUGUUCAGAAAUUGUCAACUAAGUAACGGAAGCAAGAUCUUAAACACAGAUUGGCACUUAGUUUUAUUUAAUAGUUGGUUGAAUAGUGUUUUUUUUAACACUAGGUUAUACUUCCUCUUCCUUAGAGAAUGAGGAGCUACAUGAUUUUUACUAUAUUGUCUUUAAUUGUGUUUUUUUUGUUUUUUUUUAUAACUGCAUUGAACCUGCCAUGUUUUCGCUUGUAAAAAGAGCCAAUGAUCUGGAACAUGCCUUGUAAAUUUUAAAUGUGCCAAGAGGUUCUCCACAUUUAACUGGCAGAUGAGCAGUUAUCUGGAUGUAUUUUUCUAAUAAUGAAAUGCUAUUUUAGAUUUUCAGUAAAACAUUUAUUUAUAUGUUUUCAGAUAAGUUAUAACUGUGCAUACAAAAUGUAGACAUAUUAGUGGGUAUACUUACUCCCUGUUACAAACCGAUCUUUUUAUGAUUGUGUGAUAAAAUGAGGGUUCAAAUUCCCUGAGCUUACAUAUAUACUUUCCUCCUCUUUAAGUAAGAGAGGUUGUUUUAAAGAGUCUAUUGAAAGUUGGAGUGAAUUUUGAGUAUGUUUUUACUCGAUGACCUGCUUGAUAGACUAAAAUUAAUACAAAAAAAACUUAAGUGGCUGUAAUAAUCACUUUUUUUUGUUUAAAAAAAAAAAAAAAGUUACCAAUCAUUCCUGAGAGUCUGGUUAAAUCCUGUACAAGUUCUCAUAUUUUGUGUGGUUUCCAUGGGAAAGGGUUCAUGAAACAUAAGUGUUUCAAUGAUCAUUAUAUUCAUGGAAUUGACAGUGAUAGAACAUUUUGCAUAACGCAGACUGUGUAGCCUGAUCAGUGAUCUUUAAUUUUAGGAGAAGACUUUUUAACAGUUUCUUUAACACAAUCUAUGACUUGGUAUCAGAAAUGCAUUUACUAUUCUAAUUAUGCAUAGUCCAUAUCACAUUCUCCUCUUUGGCAAAAGGCAUAUUUUUGGGAACGUUUAGAACAAGUCAGGUUUGAGUGUUUUAAACAUAGAUCUCCCCUAUCGAUGCACUGCAACCCAGUUUUCUUUGGGUGUCUUAACUCCUUAAGGAUCAAUGAUGGGAAUGUUAGGCAGUCUUGACAACUUUAGUCACGCAAAUUGAAUAGUAGCUGACAUGAGAAAUUAAUCAGUUGGCUAUAGUGUGCUCCUAAGUGAAAAAUGGUAUGUCAGAAUUUUACUAAAAUUCUUUAUUACAAAAUUAUUAAAUGUAAAAAGGCAUCACUGAAUUUUCUCAGGGAGUUAAAUGGUCAAAGACUACUAGAUAUUAAGAGCAAGCAGCAGUUCAAUAAGUUUUCCCACUUCUGGAACAAAUUUGCUUUUACUUUAAAGGUUACAUUUUAAGCUCCAUAAUAACUUCAGCUCAUGGAAGUAGUUAUGGUGGCUGAUGUUUCUAUGCCCUCUCUCAUAUUUCAUUAUUAAACUCCUACCUAAUGGUGAAUCUGGAUCCAUGAGUAUCCACAGCUUUGCUUUCUGACCAAAUAGGUAAGGCAGAGUUGUUCUGCCUAUUGGCACACCAAAUCAUACCAGCAGUAGUGAGCAGUCAGUACUGCAGGCAAACUGAUUCACCAUUAAACCUUUUGGAAUCUGUUUAAUUGUGAAACUCCAGUUUAGGGCGAUAUGAUGCCUUGGGUGUCCCGUGUUUUAUACGGCAAUUUUCAGUAAAUAUGUGGUUGCGAGGUAUUUAAUCAGGAGGAACCGCACAUAAAACCUAUUGUUUAUAUUACUUAUUUCAUGUAUUGUGUUUAAUGGACCACAACAGCUUUGGAAUUGCCAGCCCCUAAAAUCCAAUUUUAAUUCAGUACACAUGUAUGCAUUAAAAUUGCAAACAAUCAUCUCUGAAUAGUCUGGAUUCUGCAGAGAAAUAUAGUGGUUGCUUUACAGGUUCUCAGUAACAGUAAUAGGAAGUUAUGUCAAAGGCAAAUGUCUGCAAAUGCAGUAUGAUCUGAAUUUACUAUGGGCAAUAACCUUUUAAUAAGUUAUGGUGCUUGGAGUGUCCUUCUAAUCACCAAUAUCAUGUUGCUUGAUUUUAGGUCAACAUUAGUAUACCAUGAUUUUCCUCUAACAAAAUGUAAUUGCAAUGGCCAGAUCAUAGGACACAAAGGCGGCUCUGAACGCUCAUAAAGCAAAUAUGCUGUUAUAGCGUCCUGGGACUUUCCUUUUGUAGACGGGGCCACUUUUGAACAGAAUAUAAAUAAAUGUUAUUUUUAAUAUAAGUUAACAGAAUGAACUGAAAAUGCCAUUCGACUUGGUUGAGCAAGCCUUAAUCUAGAAAAAUUCCAUUUCAAGCAAUCCUGUAUUUUCAGUUGUAAAGUAAACACAAUUGUGACUGAGGAAACUAACCAGACCUGAUUAUGUGCCAUAUUAAGACUAGU
This is a messenger RNA of Pelobates fuscus (common spadefoot toad), 3191 nucleotides long. It is a transcript of the gene SNN, whose product is annotated as stannin. The coding region runs from base 204 to 479 and encodes 91 amino acids. NCBI's taxonomy places the organism in Eukaryota, Metazoa, Chordata, Amphibia, Anura, Pelobatidae. Gene Ontology annotation, cellular component: mitochondrial outer membrane. The transcript is spliced from 2 exons. The record is from RefSeq and is a predicted model, not a curated record.